This is a messenger RNA of Vicia villosa (hairy vetch), 1149 nucleotides long. RefSeq lists its product as uncharacterized. The transcript has 4 exons. The record is from RefSeq and is a predicted model, not a curated record. Lineage: Eukaryota; Viridiplantae; Streptophyta; Magnoliopsida; Fabales; Fabaceae. Bases 262 to 981 code for a protein of 239 amino acids.
GAGAAGAGAGCCAUUUGAUUGAGGGUUCUUGACAGAGGUGAUUGCUUCACCUACCUCACCGUGUUGCUCCGCCGUGUCUCCUCCUUGCAACGACGCAGCUUACCUUCAUUCUCCGAUACAUCGUUACUCCAUGUUCGUCGUCAUAUAGUUAUAUUCGGAGUUACCAUAUCUGUAGCAGAAGGAGAGGGUUUUGACUGGUUGCAGUGAAGCAAGUAGAAAGAAGGGUCAGUUUAUUUGUGCUACAACGCAGGGCUGUGGUUAAUGGGAAGUAAUGGACAAGGAGAAGUUGUGGUUGGCAAAGAAGAGGUUAUUGCUAAACUCAAGGAUGAUGGCGACUUCGAUAAGCUUCGUUUAAAGAUCAUUCGGAAGCUCAAGGACAAUGAAGAACUACGACAACAUAUUAUUUCAACUGUGAAACAGUCACAGGCGCUAAAUCGUGCUGGAGCAGAAAAUAUGAAACCUAGACAGCUUUCUGAUGUCAUAUAUGAAGAGGUUGGGGAGACUAUAAUGAGCCGCAUAUCAGAUAGUUUAUGGCAAAUAAUCAGAUCAGAUGACGAGAUGAAAGGCGAAAUCACAGAAACGGUGCAAUCUGUCUAUAAUAAACUGGUAAACCCCAAAGGGAAAGAUGAAGUUCUGUUACCAACAUCUGAUGCAAUGCCUAGUCAGACUCAAGGUGAAACAGCUUCAGCUAUGGAGAAUGAUGGCUCUUUGCGUGAAAAUGAGCCACAAGAGCCGCCAGGUUUCACUCUCUCACUGAAUCAUCCUAAUAAUAACAGCCACUCCGAUCAGGAUAAAGAGAAGGCACAAGUUCAGAAGCAAAGAUCCACUGCAGAGUGCAAGGAAGAUUCCCACCCUUCCCAGGAUACACGUGUUGAAGAUGAUCAUAACAUUACGCCUCCUGGAUUUUCAAAAGACACGGAGCAUAGUCCGCUAGCUGAUAGUAGUGAUGAAGACCCUGAAGUACCGCCUGGUUUUGGUUGAUGAAUGGGGAGGUGAUUUUUUUCUUCUUCCUGUUAUGGGUGUCUCUUUACAUCCCAAUCUAACUUAGGAUGUAUCAUUUUUUUCUGAUUCUCACAGGUCAACAAUUAUCUGUAAUUUUUGUACAAACUCAUCCCAAUUUUUUCUGAAAUAGAUGCUGAAUUUUCAUAA